GGACGUUGACACUACGAGUUCGUCAUGGAUACAAGGGUGUUCAUCGAAUGGAUUGUUGUUGCUCUGGUUGCCGCUUUGUCGACCUGUGCCACCGAGAGAACGCUGGAAAUGGUCCAUGUGAUUUACCGUCAUGGCAAUCGAGCUCCGAUGUCCAACUAUCCAACUGACUCAAGGUCUCCCGAUACAUGGCCACUCGGAUUGGGUCAGCUCACCAAUAUUGGCAAAUUGCAGCAAUAUCACCUUGGUGAAUGGUUACGUAAGAGAUACGGUGAUAUUCUUAUAAAUACAACAUACAACCCAAAGGAGAUCUAUGCGCGUAGUAGCGAUAUAGACAGAACACUGAUGUCAGCACAGUGCAACCUGGCUGGCCUCUUUCCUCCAAAGGAAAACGAAAUAUGGUUUCCGAAUAAUAUGUUGACAUGGCAACCAAUACCAAUACACACAACAAUGGUAACGACGGAUUCUCUUAUAGGAUUUCCUCCAUGUCCAAAGUAUGCUGCACUGUUAAACGAAGUAAAGAAGAGUGAUGUUGUUAGGCAGUACGAACAAACAAACAAGGAUUUUCUAGACUUUGUCAGAAAUAAAUCUGGCUUAGAGGAUACUACAUCCCUAUUCGACCUAGUUACAGUUGCUUCUUCCACUUACUUCGAGAAAGUUGGAAACAAACAACUUCCAGAGUGGAUAAAUAGCACUAUUUUCGAUAAGCUAACGGAUUUACAUAAUUUUGAAAUGGAAGUGAGGGAUGGGCCUGAUAGCGUCGAAAUGAAACGACUCGGUAAAGGCGUUUUACUAAACGAGAUUGCUGAGAACAUGAUUGCUAAAGCCUACUCACCCGAGAAUAAAACGUACAAAAUGUAUACGUAUGUAGGAGCAGACUCGGUGAUAUCCCGUCUCCUUAAUGCUAUAGGUGUGUUCAAUAACUUAGUACCGCCUCCAGCUUCCUGUGUUAUGAUUGAAUUAUAUAAGAAAUCGCACCGUAAAAGAAGUUACACGGUCGAUAUAUACUACCGCAACGAUUCAUCGGUGGACCCCUUCGUGCUUACAAUACCAGGAUGUAAAACACACUGCCCUCUAGAAAUGUUUUUAGAAUUAACAUCCGACGCAAGGAUUACAGAGGAAAGAUGGUUUGAGGAAUGUGGCGGCGGUAAACGCGACUUUCAAUCCUACUCACAUGGAGCAAGCCUACAUUUGAAUAAAGGGGACAGUUUUGACUAUUAG
Messenger RNA from Saccoglossus kowalevskii, 1218 nucleotides. RefSeq names its product lysosomal acid phosphatase-like. Gene Ontology annotation, molecular function: acid phosphatase activity. Gene Ontology annotation, biological process: dephosphorylation; lysosome organization. Lineage: Eukaryota; Metazoa; Hemichordata; Enteropneusta; Harrimaniidae. The record is from RefSeq and is a predicted model, not a curated record. Gene Ontology annotation, cellular component: lysosome.